GAGAGAGGUGGGAGCUAGUUGGAUAGUGGAUUUCAGUAUUUUUGUAAGCAUCAAGGCAACCCAGCGUAAGUGCUCACAGCCAAGUUGGCUUGUGUUUCAGAGAGAGAGAGAGAGAGAGAGAGAGAGAGAGAGAGAGAGAGAGAGAGAGUCUUUACCUACAAUUCCGGAACUUUAACCCCGAGAGCCUUGCUCAGAAAGGACUUGGACCAUUCUUGGCUGCGCCCAGCCUCUCCGCUUUGCUUCUCCCCCGGGGUGCAAGGGGGAGCGGGGCCCUGGGAUUCCGAGGUUGCCUGUGCUCCGGGGCAGAGUCGGGUGCUCCUCGGAGCUGUCUGGCGCCUGCCAACUUGACCGUGCUCCGAGAGCGCGAGCGGCGAGCGGAGGAGGUGUGCGCUGGAGGUAGGCAGUCGCGCGGCGGCUGCAGCGGUGGGGACUCCCGCGCAGGCAGCGGUAGCUGCUAGCCGGGGCGAGCAGCUCCCUGCGUAAACCCCGGAGCCACCAUGCCUGCGCCCCCGCCUCGCCGCCCACUGCCCUGCUAGGAGCCAGAGGGGACGUGGUGAAUGCAGCGGCUUCGCGGAGCGAGAGCAGAACCUUGUGCGGGCACAGGGCCCCCGGCGCACCAUGGCCGACGCAGAUGAGGCCUUUGGCCUGGCUCACACGCCCCUGGAGCCUGACUCUAAAGAUCUACCUUGCGAUGCCAAACCCGAGGGUGCAUUGGGGACCCCCAGCAAGUCCCCGUCGUCCCCGCAGGCCGCCUUCACCCAGCAGGGUAUGGAAGGAAUCAAGGUGUUUCUGCACGAGAGAGAGUUGUGGCUGAAAUUCCACGAAGUGGGUACGGAAAUGAUCAUAACCAAGGCGGGAAGGCGAAUGUUCCCCAGUUACAAAGUGAAGGUAACUGGCCUCAAUCCCAAAACGAAAUACAUUCUCCUCAUGGACAUUGUCCCUGCCGACGACCACAGAUACAAGUUCGCCGAUAACAAAUGGUCUGUGACCGGCAAAGCGGAGCCCGCCAUGCCAGGCCGCCUGUACGUGCACCCAGACUCGCCGGCCACUGGGGCACACUGGAUGCGGCAGCUCGUGUCCUUCCAGAAGCUGAAGCUCACCAACAACCACCUGGACCCCUUUGGACACAUUAUUCUAAACUCCAUGCACAAAUACCAGCCCAGAUUACACAUCGUGAAGGCGGACGAAAAUAAUGGAUUUGGCUCGAAAAACACGGCGUUCUGCACCCAUGUCUUUCCAGAGACAGCCUUUAUCGCCGUGACUUCCUAUCAGAACCACAAGAUCACGCAAUUAAAGAUCGAGAAUAAUCCCUUCGCCAAAGGCUUCCGGGGCAGUGACGACAUGGAGCUGCACAGGAUGUCCAGGAUGCAAAGUAAAGAGUACCCCGUGGUUCCCCGGAGCACGGUGCGGCAGAAGGUGGCCUCCAACCACAGCCCGUUCAGCAGUGAGCCCCGGGCUCUCUCUGCCUCCUCCAACUUGGGGUCCCAGUACCAGUGUGAGAACGGGGUCUCCGGCCCCUCGACGGACCUUCUGCCCCCUCCCAACCCGUACCCCCUGGCCCAGGAGCACGGCCAGAUUUAUCACUGCACCAAGCGGAAAGAUGAAGAGUGCUCCACCACAGAGCAUCCAUAUAAGAAACCCUACAUGGAGACCUCCCCCAGUGAGGAGGACCCCUUCUACCGCCCCAGCUACCCCCAGCAGCAGGCCCUGAGCGCCUCCUACAGGACAGAAUCGGCCCAGCGGCAGGCCUGCAUGUACGCCAGCUCGGCGCCCCCCAGCGAGCCGGUGCCCAGCCUGGAGGAUAUCAGUUGCAACACGUGGCCCAGCAUGCCUUCCUAUAGCAGCUGCACGGUCACCACCGUGCAGCCCAUGGACAGGUUGCCCUACCAGCACUUCUCCGCUCACUUCACCUCGGGGCCCCUGGUCCCCCGGCUGGCUGGCAUGGCCAGCCACGGCUCGGCACAGCUCGGAGAGGGAAUGUUCCAGCACCAGACCUCCGUGGCUCACCAGCCUGUGGUCAGGCAAUGUGGGCCCCAGACUGGCCUGCAGUCCCCCGGGAGUGUUCAGCCCCCUGACUUCCUCUACUCUCACGGCGUGCCUAGGACCCUGUCCCCACACCAGUACCACUCUGUGCACGGGGUUGGUAUGGUGCCAGACUGGAGUGAGAACAGCUAAGGUGGAGCCUGCGUCGUCACAGACAUUCACCAGAGAAUGAGAGAGAGAGAGGGAGAGAGAGAGGGAGAGGGAGAGAGAGAGAACCCCGUGGACCAGAGUUUCACCCUGUGAUGGCCUCCAGCACUCAGCGGUUCACAGCGCCGUUGGAACCACGUGACUUCAUUGCUUUGUCUCAAAACUUCACGAAUGAGCAGAAUCAGCCAAGUCCUGCCCCCCACGGCCACCACGCUCAUCAGGCAGACCCCGGGGCCCCCAGCCAACACCUUGCCUGCCCCGUCAGCUGUCUUCUCCCAGCACGUGGUGGGCGUCUCCCUGUCUUGGUAUUAAUGUUGACUGUGUUAUAUAAUAAAUCAUAAUAUAUUUUUUUCUUUCAAUUUUCUUGACGGGACCCAGUCCCUUAUUGGUGGCGGGGGUGGGGGGAGGUCUGAGGCAAGUAGGGUUCAAAAUAUGUACUUGUGGGGUUCCCCUCGUCCGUCCCUAAGAGCGGCCGCCGCCACCCUUCCCUCCUCCACCAGGAAGAGCACCUACCUCCACCGGGAGAUGUUUCUGGAAAGGUUCCUGCCGUCUUCUGCUCUCGCCCUGCACUCUCCAUCACCGUGGCGCCCAGUCGCGGCCCCUCUGCCGGAGCCAGGAUAACGUGGGGCCCCAUCUGACAGCCUAUCUCCCCCAGCCCCGCCGGCUUCCCAGCUCCCGGUCUGUGCAGCCGUCUGUCGCUCCAACGUGGCCUAUAGCUUCCCGUCCGGAAAGGUUGCUUUGAACAACUUAAAAAGCCCCGGUGUGCAUGUGGGGCCAAACUGUGAUAAGCAGGGCACAAGCUCUGUCGCUGACAAGAGUUGUGAAAAAAAAAAAAAAAAAAGCCCAAAGAAAUAUUCUUCCUGAUAAAAAACAAAGCCAGCUCCAAGCUUCCAGACCUCCGUCGCCGAUGACCCAAAUGGGAUGCAAAGCAAAACCCACGCUUGCUAGAGAAGAGACCUGCUCACCGCUGACUGCUCCAGCACCCGAUGCCGACACAGAACUGUGCUUACGGAAGGCAGAAAACAGUGCUAAAAAAACAAAAGGCCGUGUAAGUAAAACGUUAUUGUAGGGUUCUUCAGAUGUAAUAUUUUACUGGUACUAUUUAUUUAUAAAUAGGAAUUCUAAUUAAGUAAUAACAUGGAAUGCAAACCAGCAUGGGAGCUGGCCAAGAGCUUUUAAUUUUAUUGAUACUCAAAACCAAGUUUGUGUGUUUUUUUUUUCCUCCUGAAUGUGCUUUGCUUUCUUGAUUACAAAAAAACAAAAAACAAAAAACAAAAAAACAACCAGUAAGUGACCCUAAGGAAGAGAACAGGGUAAUGUUUGAGGCUGAGAAUGUCCGAGUCCGUGCAAGUGUGCGUGUGUCUGUACGUGGGUGUCUUUCGCGGUUCUGUCUUCGUGUUGCUAAGGGGGGGAGGGGCAGGAUUACGUACUUGUUCCUUAUAUUUGUGUGCCAGUUAAUGCCUAAUAAAAACCAUGUGCUUAAAAACGUCCGAGCGACUUAAA
This is a messenger RNA of Oryctolagus cuniculus (rabbit), 3693 nucleotides long. It is a transcript of the gene TBX5, whose product is annotated as T-box transcription factor 5. NCBI's taxonomy places the organism in Eukaryota, Metazoa, Chordata, Mammalia, Lagomorpha, Leporidae. Gene Ontology annotation, biological process: pattern specification process; positive regulation of DNA-templated transcription; cardiac left ventricle formation. Gene Ontology annotation, cellular component: nucleus; chromatin. Gene Ontology annotation, molecular function: RNA polymerase II cis-regulatory region sequence-specific DNA binding; DNA-binding transcription factor activity, RNA polymerase II-specific. The record is from RefSeq and is a predicted model, not a curated record.